Molecule: messenger RNA, 5046 nt
Organism: Dunckerocampus dactyliophorus (ringed pipefish)
Lineage: Eukaryota; Metazoa; Chordata; Actinopteri; Syngnathiformes; Syngnathidae
Product: ankyrin repeat domain-containing protein 1-like
Exons: 9
Coding region: 3612-4568 (318 amino acids)
Biological process (GO): regulation of transcription by RNA polymerase II
Cellular component (GO): nucleus
Molecular function (GO): RNA polymerase II-specific DNA-binding transcription factor binding
Source: RefSeq, a predicted model, not a curated record
AGGCUAUGUAUUUCCACAGUAGGAAUUCUGUCAGGGAGUAUUUUUAAUGACACAAGGCGGCCGUGUUUCAGUGCGGCUUUAAUGGCCACUCUGCCUUGCCGCACGCGCUGACACGCAUAAACAUGGAGUCACCUUACGCUCCGCUUUGGACCCCGUAUGAGGUUUCACUGCCUGGGCAGGUCGGACCUGACCUCGUGUGACUUUAUUUUGGGGAACUUUCCAAGGAUUUGCAAAGGAGUCAACACCCCUCAACACUUGAAACUUGACUGAUUGGGAUUGUUAGCAUGUUGCUAAUGCUGCUAUGUUGACGAGUGCCUCAAAUGGAAUACUGUACUUCCAUCAAUACACUUCAAUAAGUACAGGGGUGUGAAAAAGUGGUUGCCCCCUUCCUGAUUCCGUAUUUUGUGCAUGUUUGUCACACUUAAAUGUUUCAGAUCAUCAAAGAAAUGUAAAUAUUAGUCAAUGACAACACAACUGAACACAAAAUGCAGUUUUUAAAUGAAACUUUUUAUUAUUAAGGGAGAAAAAAAUUAAAUUCCAUUUUUAUUGGCCAAUUUUGUGAUUGCGUUCAUCAUAAUUAUUGAUGAAUUAUGGGACUUAUCCAGGGGCAGUGGGGAGGAAGAAUCCAUAAAACUACAUUGGAACCUUGGUUAGAGAGCUUUUUGGUUUAUGUUGAAAAUUUACGCCAAACAAAGUGUAUUUUCUUAGGUCUGAUGGAUUACAAAAAACAUUCUAUCAAUCUCAUUUUACAUCCAUAGCACUCAUUUCUGCUCCCAAUAACAAAACAUAAGCAUUGAACUUACCGUAGCUUGUUCCCGGCAGGGAGCCAAACAUAGCACAUGUAUCUUCACCGCCGCACUUCCGUUGAUGUUUAGUUUGAUGUAUUUUUUACAUUUUUGCAAAUUGUGGUUGCAGGAGAAUAAUGUGUUUAUUUUGCUAAUUGAUGGUUUUGUGGGUUUUUUCCCCUACAAAACUCUGUAAAAGUGAUUUUAAAUGUUCAAUUGUCCAUUCAUUUGUCAUUUGUAAUUAUUUUACAUCAUUUUCAGCAUGUACAACUAUAGUUAUUGUCUAUAGAAUAUGUGCUUUGUGUUAACAUUUGUGGGUGUCUGGAAAAGAUAGAUUGGAUUUUUACAUUUUUUUCUAUGGGGAAAUUUGCAUUGGUUAGAGUCCGUUUUGGUUUGAGUCGGACCUUCUGGAACGUAUUAAUGACGUUAACCAAAGCACCACUGUACUGUAGUGGAGCACAUUACGAUAUUUUACCCAUCAGACAUUCCAUUUCACAGUAUUGUCUGCUACAAAUGGCUAGCUACUGAUUCGUGUGCUAAAAUGUUAUUUUCUGUCACCCUAACUCACUUUUUGCAGAAGAAGUAAACCCUGUAUGAAGUCACGUUAACCUUGAGGGCAAACCAUCGGAAUAAAGUAGCCGCACACUGGACAGUAUUCAUAAUAAAGUGAAAGCUAGCCCUCCAAACGGCUUAAAUUAUGGUAGUACGGCAUAUUAACGUUAAUUGAUUUGCGCUACAUUCAUUUGACCUUGUAUUGGGUCUUCUGCUGCAUUCUGGGUGUCUUUGGAGAUGCUGGAACAUGAAAGAUGUGUGUUGCGAUGUGCAGGUGCCGCGCCACAGCCGCUACACGUCACAGGGUUCAACCUGAAAUGCUCCCACGCCUUUCCACGUUUUCCUCUUCCGUCUUCCCGCUCCUUCAACCAAACAUCCGCUUCCUUCCUCUGCGUGGGUGACGCAAGCGCAUCGGUGACGAGGCAGAGAACAUCUCUCAAUUAUUUCCUGUAAUCGAGGUGCUCAAAUUUCUCAAGGAAUCGUUUCACCCUUAAAUUAGGUCAUGAUGUCAUGCACACCACCCACCCCCACCACUCAGGAACUAAAUACACAGCGUACAUCGUGAAGUGUGCUGAUGGAAAUACGGUCGUCCCUCGCUAUAGCGCGGCUUUCCAGAAAUUAAUUAAUUAUGGCUCUCUGGUAGUCUAUAGUCUAGCAGACUAUGAUCUAUUAUUAGUCAAAACAUACAGUAUGUAAAUACAAGUGAUAUGGAGUAUUGUGGUCACCAGGUGGCAGUAAUGACACUAAACAUUGACACAUUAGCUUACAUGACAUUACCUUAACACUGCAUGAAGUCAUGACAUGAUAGAGUGAAAAAAAGUUAUCCUCCCAUUCCGUGUGGAAGUGGUAAGUUUUCGGCUUCUUAAGUUUAAAAGAAAUAAAUUCGAGGCUAACUGGUUAGCUCACUAGCUUGGUAGCUCGCGGCCGUCUCGAGUCCCUGCAGCAUAAGAGUUGCAAUGUGUUGUAAACAAAGAAUAAUAGGAGUGUCAAAGUGACUAUAGGGGUGUUAUUUCAUGUCUAGAGGGCUCCAAUAAUGUUAAAAACUGUAUUUAGAAAGCCAUAAACAGGUUUUCUAUGAUAUAACUACGGAAAUAUUCGUUUAUUAAGAUUGAAUCCUAUAUCGAGGAAAUUCAUUUACCGUGGUCGUGUCUGGAACCAAUUAACCGCUAUAAAUGAGGGACGACUCUCACUGUUUCACUCUCACUAUUUUGAGUGUUUUCGGGUGCAAUCUAUUGCAUUUUGUUGUACCACUCAGUGUGAACGCACUUCUGAUGCACUAAAAGUGCAAGUGCGCACGUGCACUAAUUGAGACACAGCCCUAUUGACGAGGAUGCGUUUACAUUCUGUCAACAAGAGGCCCCGCCCCCCCAUCAUAUGUGACGCCACACGGGCUUUCGUGGAAAAAGGCUCCGUGUGGCUCCACAUGUACGGUUUUGUGUUUCCUGUCAAAUCGUCACUUAGCUAGCGCUCGGCGUCAAGGUGAACUUUCACCUUCUAUUUCUGCCGCAGGGUCGCAGCUGCUCGCGGUUGACCUUGACGGACGGUGAGCGCGGGGCAUCGAUGAAGCCAGUUUGUCUUUCGACCUUGAAAGGCUUCGGCGGCAGCUCGGCGCGUGCUCUCGAGCGCUCCUUCAAGUUAAAAGACAUCACCAACAUGAAGGCGUCCUUAGUUUAGAAUAUGAAAAAAUAAAAAGCACCAACUUUUUUGAUCAGCUGAAACCCCGCCCCUCGCCUGUGAUUGGCGGAUGCCGAGCUCAGGCCGCUCGUCACCACUCCCGCACUUUUCUCACACGUUACCAUCCUGAUGACCUUUGACCUCAGCGUGUGAUUGGCGGCUGAGAGAAUGUUGCCGACUAUUUUUUCCUUCAGCUCCCGUCAACCGUCUCCCGGCGGUGACAUCAUCACAUUGCUGAGGCCACAUGCCUGGCAGGAGGGAUGGAGGGAGGGAGCCUGCUGCCAAAGAUUGCCUAUUAUUGCCACGAUGACUCACUCUGUCAGGCAAGACAGCGCAGCAGAAAAGUCAGGAAGUGUUUGGGAAUGUCAAAGUAAAAGCUGGCCUCCGUCUCUUCAUGCCUUCCAUGCGUGGGAAUAUUAUGGGAUGUCUUCCGUGCUCGGAGGAUUUACGAGGCAGAGUGAGACCUCACGCCAACUUCAGCAGGCACACACAAACACGCACACACAGUGGGCGUGUCUGGUGUAGAGGGCGGUGGCGUGCGUGACGAGCUAUAAGAGCGCACGAGAGCGGCGUGCGGCAGCAUCACAGCACACGAGUCACAUGAUGGGCCUGCACAGCGUCGAGGAGCUGGUGACCGGUAAGCGGUCAGAGGGCAAGGAGGCGGACGACAUCCACAGCGGCGAGUACGAGGCGGCGGUCAAUCGAGAGAAGCAGGAUGACCUCAGGUCCCAUUGCCAGCUGGUGGGCGCUGGCCUGUCGGAGGAGAGCGACAGCGGCGGCGAGCUGGAGGAGGUCAGCGUGGCGGCCCUUCACAUGGACAAAUGCGGGCGCCUGCGUUUAGAGACGGUGGACGACUUGUUCAACAUCCUGCAGCUGAGGAAGAGGAGGAGAGAGAGGAAGGCGCCCGUCCACAAGAAGAAGCGUCAACCCGACGUGGAGGUGAUGCCCGAGACGGUGGACGCCCCAGUCUUCCUCGCCGCCGCCAUGGACAACAAGAUGGCGCUGGUGGAGAAGUACCUGAGCGAGGGAGGAAAGCCUGACACGGCCGACCACUUCCAGAGGACAGCGCUGCACAAAGCCUCCUUCCGAGGUCACGUGGAGGUCAUGACCAGGCUGCUGGACGCCGGCGCCGCCAUGGACAGGAAGGACAAGUUGGAGGCCACGGCGGUCCACUGGGCGUGUCGAGGAGGAAACCUUCCCGCCCUUCAGCUUCUCCUCCAGCGUGGAGCCAAGCUCACCGCCAGAGACAAGCUGUACAGCAGUCCUCUGCACGUCGCGGUGAGGACGGGACAUUACGAGUGUGCGGAGUACCUCAUUCACUGCGGAGCUGACGUCAACGCCAAAGACCGGGACGGAGACACGCCCAUGCACGACGCCGUGAGAAUAAACCGCUUCAAGAUGAUCAAGCUGCUGAUGCUCUACGGGGCCAGCCUGGACGUCAAGAACAGCGACGGAAAGACGCCGAUGGAGACGCUCUACUCGUGGCAGAACGGCGCCAAGAACCUCCUCUUCAACUUCAACGAGGAGAAAGCCGAGCAGAGCCCCAAGGUGCUGUGACAUCAGCAAACAUGAAGAUUGACACUUUUUCUUUUUUUUCCCCCGGUUUCCUGAUGGCUGGCCAUGUGGGCGCGGCCAUUCGUGGAGGGGCAUGGCCUAACUGAAGACACGUUGGUUCUUCACGUGGCAGUUUUGAUGUAAAAUGUGAUAAAAAUGUGAAAAAGCGAUCGCGUGGCGACGUCGUGAAAUGUUGCUGGACGACAUUUUGUUUUGCGCCGAUGUCAGCGGCGCUUCCUUUCUUUCUUUGUGACAUUCUGACUUCCUUCUAGUUGGCUGGAUUUGAUGUUAUUGAUGACGCCAUGUUAUCGUCUAAUAGUCAAGUGAAUCAUUUCACAUAGUCAUUAGCUGCUAGCUAACAAUUUCAGCAUGUUUGCAUUUUUGUUUUGUCGAUUGUGAGGAUGCGAAGACGUCUCAGAAGGUAUCCGAGGAAGUUUGUUGAUGGCUAAAUGGCGUGUGAGUUAUAUGAAAGUCACUUGUA